Galeopterus variegatus (Sunda flying lemur) is the source of this 2354-nucleotide messenger RNA. RefSeq names its product transmembrane protein FAM155A-like. NCBI's taxonomy places the organism in Eukaryota, Metazoa, Chordata, Mammalia, Dermoptera, Cynocephalidae. Bases 128 to 508 code for a protein of 126 amino acids. The record is from RefSeq and is a predicted model, not a curated record. Gene Ontology annotation, biological process: calcium ion import across plasma membrane. Gene Ontology annotation, cellular component: plasma membrane. Gene Ontology annotation, molecular function: stretch-activated, monoatomic cation-selective, calcium channel activity. The transcript is spliced from 3 exons.
AUUGUCUAUAAAGCCUGGCUCUGUUCCCAGUAUUUUGAAGUCACACAGUCUAACUGCAGAAAGACAAUUCCUUGCAAGCAAUAUUGUUUGGAGGUUCAGACACGGUGUCCGUUUAUAUUGCCCGACAAUGAUGAAGUCAUCUACGGAGGCCUCUCCAGUUUCAUCUGUACAGGCGAAGGUGAAGUUUACCUUUGAAUGCCUAAGAAGAAAUGAAUAUUGGCUCUACGAAACCUUUCUAACCAAUGAUGAACCAGAAUGCUGUGACGUCAGGAGAGAAGAGCAAUCAAACAACCCAUCCAAAGGGACGGUGGAGAAAAGUGACUCCUGUCACAGGACAUCGCUCACAGUGUCAUCAGCAACAAGACUGUGCAACAGCAGACUCAAACUGUGUGUCCUUGUACUGAUCCUCCUGCACACAGUGCUUACAGCCUCAGCAGCUCAGAACACGACAGCGCUGAGCCUCGGAGGCCUCAACACUCUGGAGGAAAACUCAACCAAUGAGGAAUAAGGAAAGGAUCGAGGGUCACCAGAGCAGCAGCCGGCCCACCAGGAAGAACACGACUGCUGCUCAGCGUCACAGAAACUGGGUGCUUUUACCCUCUAAAUACUUCUUGCAAGGCCUUUAGGGUAAAAUUUAAAAAGAUGGGCCUGGAUCCAAACAAGGACACAACCACAGCUUUUUAUUGACUAAAAGGCUGUCAAGUGACUUUAAAUUUCUCACACCAUUUUAUACACUGUGUUUUAAUGUUUGGAGGUUUUAUUUGCUUUUGUUUUGGUUUGGGUUUGUUUGUGUAUUUUAUUUUUUUGCACUUGUUAAUACAGGAUUUAUUUUGGGGGAUGGUUUCUCAGAGGUAAACCAAGUCUUUUCACUGUCUCUAUCUCUCUCUAUAUAUAUUUCUAGUCAUUGUGUGUGUUCAUCAGAUAAUUCUGUCUUUAUGUCCUGUCAGUUUCUAUUAGAGGAAUGAUUGCUAUGGCCUCAUGGUAUAGCAAAAAAUAACAACAAAAAAAGAAUAAAAAAGAAAAAAGACAAAAAAAAGAAAACAACAAAAAAUAAAAAUAAAAAAAUUCCCUAAGUCUCCCCUCUACCCAUGGAACCAACGCCCUCCCCUGGCCCUCUUCUUGUCCCCUAAGCAGACAACAUCCGCUUGCUUCUGUCUGUGCACCACAGUGAAUGGCUGUGCACACUUGGCCGGCCUCUGAGCCACUGUUGUACAAGCCCGAAACAGAGUGAAGCCAAGGGGGCCUGGCGGGGGUUCCAUUUUAGCUGAACAAACAAGAGCUCUCCAUAAUAGGUGGAAUCAGACAGUUAACACAUUUUUAUGUUGAAAACAAAAUAAAAGGAAAAAAAAAAAACUAUCAUGAACUGUGUUGAUCCAGUUCCCAUUGCCAAGUGGUCCAGUCCUUUCUUGCUGGUCAGUUGGAUGGGAUCAGCCUCCAGGAUGAGGGUGUGGGGAGCGUGGAAGUCCUUCCCUUGAAGAUGGAGGUGGGCUUUCCCUGUGGUUCCAGUUCUGUUGCAGUAAGACGCGAGCACAUUUUGGCCAUUGUAAUGGGAACAAAGAGACUGAAGAUCCAAAUCUGGACUUCUUACCCUCCUUUAUUGUUGUGGAAGAGAUAGUAGAAAUGCUCAAACACCUGCAGUAUACAGAAUAUGUACAAUUUUAUCCCAGUAUUUCCCCAACACAUGGUUUAAAAUUAUUGAAGGUAUAAAGUGUAUGCAAUUCUGCAUUAUUACAAAGGAACAACUUCUUUUUUAAAAAAGAAAUAGUUCAGCCAUUUUUAUUAAAGUGCAAAAACUUUAUCACCCUAACAUACUCUAGGUAGUUGAGGAAAAGAGGAGUCUGAUCACUCUGUACAUUUUUUUUUCUUUAUGGGAACAUUUCACCUGCUGAGUGUAUAUGAAUUUGCUUUCUAAAAAAAAGGCUUUUAUGAGUUUACAGUAGAAUCAGUGGAAGGAAGAGUUAAUAAGGGCUGUUUUUAAAAACAAACAAACAAACAAAACAAAUAAUUUAAAAAAAAAAAACACUUUACAUUCCUUCCUAUUCUCUAACUACACUUGGGAAGUGCACUUCAGAUAAGUUUGCUGUGUGGCUGGGAGAUGAAAGAAAUCCAUAGAAAAGGUCCUCUUAGUGAACAAAAUUUAGUUAUUAACUUUAUAGCUAUGAAAUUCCCCCUGGCAUUUGUUUUUGUUCAGACUCUAACCUCUGCAUCAUACUUAACCCUGCGACAUGCGUACAGUAUGCAUAUUUUGUUUUGAAAAAAAAUGUUUUGUUUCAGUCUGUUAAGAAUAUUCAAAAAAUAAUAAAGGUAUUGCUUAAUAAAAUUGCUAGAAUUGUUUAGCAGUACAUGCACAAAUA